GUCACCACAACUGUACCACUUGUGGUAAGUAAGCAAAAAGAUCAGUCAUCGAAUGUCGCGACAGUACAGCUUAGAGCUGUUGUUGCAGGCAUUAGUUGCUACGAGCACCUUCUCAACGGGUUUAAGGUCAAAACGCGUUCUCGUUGCGUUGAGGCCGACUUACAUUUUGCUGUCAACGCAGAAUCUAUUGGCUGCUGGGCCAAUUUGUGCUGCAGACUCGCUUCGCGUCGAAAAGUGGAAGCAGAUCACGAACUCCGUUUGGACAUUUCAACUCUGCACACGCCUCGCAGCCAACAGGGCUUCAUGUCUUUCGGCCAGUUUGGCUUUAAUCUCGUUUCUUCUCGUCUUCGACAGAACCGACCGAACGACCGAACGACCGGCCAACAGGGACUCGAGCCAGGCUCUGACAACCGGUCGUCUGCGGUCGCAAAAGCCGGAUUUCCGGUUGCCAAGCCGGUCCGGGUGGCGAGGAGACUGGCCGAAAAGUCCACCUUGACGACCAGUUUGGCAAGCUCGUGUCACGACGCCGUUGAGGCCGGUUAA
Molecule: messenger RNA, 543 nt
Organism: Protopolystoma xenopodis
Lineage: Eukaryota; Metazoa; Platyhelminthes; Monogenea; Polystomatidea; Polystomatidae
Source: the annotation of a GenBank genome assembly